AUGACUCGAGGGUUGCUGUUGUGGCGGGGGCUAGUAAUAUUUUAUCGGUAUCAGUACCGGUCUAUCGUUCCAAUCUCGUUCACUGCUGAGAAGGGAAAGGUCCAGGCCCUCAUCAAGGCUGAGCCCAAGUCGGCGCCUAGUCUGGCAGAGCUGAUGACUGGCAACACUCUGGGUGCACUCCUAGACUGGGAAGCGGAGACAACGCCGCCGCGCAACACGGCCUCCGCGCCUACCUGCACCGCCCGCUGCCUCUGCCUGUUUUGGCCGGCGCUGAGAAAAGGGGGUAGGGGGGAUCGGGCCAGGCUGCUACCCCCGCUCGAUGAGCUGGUCAGCAUCACCCGCCGGAUUGGCUCGCGGCCGGAUUUGUCUGUUAUUGACGAUAUGUGGAUGCCACGCCCGUGGAGAAGGUGGCUGAGGAUUGGAAAGACGAACGCCCCGAGCCAUUCCCUCCCGUACUGCACGCGAGCCUGGCUGCUAGGACUGGCUCAUCGCAAGGCCCUUGACCCGAGUUGCCCCAAUACGCCUCUACACAAUACGGAGGGCGGGUCUCGCCACCUCCUUUCCGUCUGCGACAUAUCCGCGCUCCUCCGAACACAGGUUGAAAAGGACCUCGAUGACGGUUGCCGGUACCUUGAUAUGUACGGCAUGUUCGGCGCUAUCGGGGCCUUGUUCAAGAUGACUUUGGCGGGGUACGGGUACACAUUCGUCGCCAAAGGCGUUCAAGAGGUUGAUAACGAUGCUCUCAAAAGAGAAUCUGAGGUAUAUCCUGGAUUCAUUCAUUUUCAGGGGCGCUUCAUACCGGUAUACCUGGGCAUGAUGGACCUCGUUCAGCCGUACGGGCUCACCAGCGGCGCCAUGUAA
Chaetomium fimeti is the source of this 861-nucleotide messenger RNA. RefSeq lists its product as uncharacterized. The transcript has 3 exons. The record is from RefSeq and is a predicted model, not a curated record. Lineage: Eukaryota; Fungi; Ascomycota; Sordariomycetes; Sordariales; Chaetomiaceae. The coding region runs from base 1 to 861 and encodes 286 amino acids.